AAUUUUUUUUUCUUCUCUAAUCAUCGGAACUCUACAAUUGAAUUACAAUUAAAAUAAAUUACUCAAAUGAUCAACUCUGUAAAGAUUUUUGGCCAUUGAAUCAUCAUUCUUCAUCUAAAUGUGCCCGUGUUUUUCUUUAUAUGUUUUUCGAUGAUUUUUGUAAAUUGAUUCAUCAUUUUAUGACUUUUUUCCAACCAAGAUCUUCAUUUCUCAUAUUUUUCAUCCGAUCUCUGAGUUCAUCAUCACCUCAUUUAAUAAAGUUCAUCCUUUUUUUCAUCAAAUUCACAAAUUUUAUUAAUCAAUCAAUCAUUAUUUCAAACUUGAAAACAUCAUGAUGGCUCUAGAUACAAGCAGACCAACCAGUUACCGAAAUGACAAUUAUAUUGACCAACAACAAUCUAUUGUUGGUGGUGAUCAAUCGACUGGUGGCAGAGAAAUGAUUACCGGCAGUGGAAAUGCAGCCGUUGUCGCCACUUCCCUUUUAUCGUCAUCAUCAACAACAAAUAAUCCUGCUAAUAAUAAUAAUAAUGAACGCUAUCAUCCACAACAACAACAACAGCCGCAAGGACCAUCUUCAACAUCUCCAUCACAGCAACCACCACCACCACAAUCAUCGGCUGAUAAUUUUACCGAUGAAAAUGAUGUGCAGCUUUUUUGGUAUCCAGACCAAAUGAGCUAUUCCCCAUCAUCCCCAUCUCAAGGUGGUAAUAAUGCGCAACUUUAUCACCUUAAAAUCUUGGUUCCGGCCGUCGCGGCUGGAGCCAUCAUUGGGAAAGGGGGCGAAACUAUUGGCCAACUUCAGAAAGAAACCAACACUCGUGUUAAGAUGUCCAAAUCCAAUGACUUUUAUCCAGGUAGUACCAAUGAGCGUGUAUGCCUGAUUUCUGGGCCGGUUGAAGGAAUCAUACGGAUCAAUGAAUUCAUAAUGGAAAAGAUCAAAGAAAAACCUGAUCCAAAUGCAAAGAUGGCAAUUGAUUUUGACAACAAGCAGCCAGCCGAGAGAGAAAAACAAGUGAAAAUCCUCGUGCCGAACAGCACAGCUGGAAUGAUAAUAGGCAAGGCUGGUACAUACAUAAAACACAUCAAAGAAGAGAGUGGAGCUUACGUACAAAUAUCUCAGAAAUCAUUGGAUCACGCUCUAGCUGAACGCUGUAUCACUGUUAUUGGUGAAUUUGAAUCAAACAAAAAAGCUUGUCAAAUGAUAUUAGCCAAAAUUGUGGAAGAUCCUCAAAGUGGAAGCUGUUUGAAUGUCAGUUAUGCUGAUGUCACCGGUCCGGUAGCUAAUUUCAAUCCAACUGGUUCCCCUUAUGCUAAUGUGUCAAGCUCAAGUAUUGGCAAUUCCAACAACAGCAAUCCGAAUUAUAGUUCUAAUGGCAGUCUGAAUAGCAUGAGCCCAACCUUGAAUAAUUCUUUCAAUGGCACUCAAAACACCAACAGUCCUGGCAAUAUGGUCCAAUUUGGGAAUGUAUUCCAGAACUCACCUUCAGGCUCUCAAACUCAGAUGAUUGAGAAUUUUCGAAGCAUGCUUCGAGCUUGUGGCUAUAGUGAAGAUGCUGUCAACGAAAUCUGUACUGCCAUGGCUACAUUGGCUAAUUAUGGAAUGCUCGGCUUGGGUCUUGGUCUGAAUGGCAUGAUUAAUGGCACUCCGAUUUUAGGGGGAUUAGGAAUGGGAUUGACCACCGGCACUCCAACCAAUAAUUGUGGCAUUCAAAUGAAUCAGAAUACCUUGUUCUCACAAGGAGGUGUUCCUGGCCUUGAUCAAAGUUGUAGCAAUGUUCCUCAGCCUUCUGGAAAUGGUGGCAACAAUUUGUUCGGGCCUGUUGGUUCAGUCGGAAAUUCAUUAUCAGCCAUGGGCAUUACACACGGUUCUUUCACUCAUAAUUCAUCACCUGCAGGUCGUCAAGAUCGUCUUCAUAUGCCAGAUGGCUCUGUGUUUGAGACAUUUCGUUCAUCACCAUCAUUAAGUUCGCCUGGUAAUAAUAAUUCGAAUGUUCAUCCAUCAAUGUCAAUCAAUAACAAUUCAUUCGGUAUUGGUGCAUUGCACAGUCCGAAUUCUAUGCGAAAAAGUCCUACUCCUACUGAUCAAUCUGAUUUGACUCAAAACAAGCUUGAACUUGAGGUUAGUGACAACAUAAUCGGUGCAAUUCUCGGACAUGGCGGCAAAUUAUUAGUUGAAUUACAACGUUCAAGCGGAGCUAAUAUUCAAAUCUCAAAGAAAGGUAUAUUCGCUCCUGGAACUCGUAAUCGAAUCGUUACGAUCAGCGGUUCACAAAACGCCAUUCAAUCUGCUCGUGUGUUGAUCGAACAUCAAAUAAAUGAAGAAGAAUCAAAACGAUCUAAUCAACAACAACAUCCACAACAGAUUACCAAUUUUUUGCGAUAAAUACACACGUCAUCACCACCACAUCACAUUUCCCUUAUAUACAUUAAUUCUUUAAUAUAAAAAAUUUCUUUUCUGUCUCCCUCCAUCCGUCACUAACACUAACAUCUACACACGCCCAUACAUCAACGCCAAUUUUUUUCGAAAACAUCCAGCCAGGGAGAAAAUUCUACAACCAAGAUCUUUAUAGUUAAAUAAGAGAUUAUUAUAUAAAAAUAAAUACCAGUGUUCAUUUUGAUUA
This is a messenger RNA of Dermatophagoides farinae (American house dust mite), 2621 nucleotides long. The record is from RefSeq and is a predicted model, not a curated record. NCBI's taxonomy places the organism in Eukaryota, Metazoa, Arthropoda, Arachnida, Sarcoptiformes, Pyroglyphidae.